This is a messenger RNA of Lizanozyma spartinae, 1023 nucleotides long. RefSeq names its product putative GTPase. The transcript has a single exon. The record is from RefSeq and is a predicted model, not a curated record. Gene Ontology annotation, cellular component: cytoplasm. Lineage: Eukaryota; Fungi; Ascomycota; Pichiomycetes; Serinales; Debaryomycetaceae. Bases 1 to 1023 code for a protein of 340 amino acids. Gene Ontology annotation, molecular function: GTPase activity.
AUGUUUGGUCAGGUAGUUAUAGGACCGCCAGGCAGCGGAAAGUCCACUUACUGUUAUGGGAUGCACCAAUUUCUCAAUGCAUUAGGAAGAAAGAACGCCAUAAUCAACCUUGACCCCGCCAAUGAUCAUCUCCAAUAUCCAUGUGCCUUAGACAUACGAGAGUUUAUAACAUUGGAAGACGUAAUGACAGAGACGAACUUGGGUCCCAACGGAGGCCUUAUGUAUGCCAUGGAACUGCUCAGAGAGUCGGCCAAUGAAUUCAUAGACAAAGUAGUUGAUAUUUGUCUCAAACAGAGAAACUAUGUAUUGUUUGAUUGUCCCGGACAAGUGGAAUUGUUCACUCAUGAUAACUCAUUAGGAUGGAUCUUCCGGAAGUUGAACAAACAACUAAGACUUUGUGUGGUACAGUUGAUUGAUGUGAACUAUUUAAUGCCAGCAUCCAACUAUAUUAGUGUGCUUUUGCUUGCACUUAGAGCGAUGCUUCAAUUGGAUCUCCCUCAAGUCAACGUGCUAUCGAAAAUAGAUAUGGUGCUGAAUUUUGCUCAUGAACUCCCGUACAAAUUGGACUAUUAUACGGAUGUUAACGAUUUACAUUAUCUCAUUCCUCACGUGGAGGCUGAAUUCAAACGGUCGCCCUUGAGUGGAAACUUCAUAAGACUCACAGAAGCCAUUGCUGACUUGAUAGAGUCCUACGGCUUGGUUCAAUUUGAAGUGCUCGCCAUAGAAGACAAACAGUCCAUGAUCAAAUUGCUUACGGUUGUAGACAAGGCCAUGGGGUAUGCUCUUGGUACCAACGAGGUUGGUGGUGAUACAGUGUGGACAGAUGCCAUGCGCAUUGGGGGAUUGAAGGAGUUACAAGAUAUUGAUAUCCACGAGAGGUGGGUGGAUAAUAAAGCUGAGUAUGAGAAACAACAACACGAUCUAGAACAGGAAUUACAACAGGAAAACCUUCAAAAACCAUUGGAAACAUCAGAGGAUGAAUGGGAACGAGAUCUCAAGCAAUGGCAACAACAAAAUCAAUAG